UCGGGAGCUGAGAUCCAAGGGAGGAAGGGGAGGGAAGGAGAGGUCGGCCAGCUCCGAUCCGUCUCUCCGCCACCCGCCCGCCCGCCCGCCAUGGGGUGCCUCCUCCGCGCGGCCGUCUUCGCCGUGGCGAUCUUCCUCCUCGCCACCUCCGGCGAGGCGUUCUUUGACGUCUUCAGUAUCUUCCGCCCGCGCUCCGAGAGCGACUACUUCCAGAACGCCUUCGACGGGUCGCAGGAGCAGGUGAUGCCGCAGCAGCAGAUCGAGCAGGAGGAGCAGGGCGCCGCGCCGGCCACCGCCACCGGCCUCACCAAGGUUCCGCCGCUGGGACCGCCCAGCAAGGCGGCGCAGGACAGCAUCGUGCUCCCCGUUGAUCACGCCGCUGGCCCCGCCGGCACGUGGACGAUCGCCAGCGAGAACUCCGGCGUGUCGGCCAUGCACCUCGUCGUGAUGCGCCACGGCAAGGCCGUCAUGUUCGACACCAGCACCACCGGCCGGUCGCUGAUGCGGCUCCCCAUGGAGAACUGCCGCGCCGACCCGCGCGCCAAGGAGGCCGGCACCAUGGACUGCUGGGCGCACGCCGUCGAGUUCGACUACAGCACCAACGCGCUCCGGUCGCUCAAGAUCGUCACCGACACUUGGUGCUCGUCCGGUGCCCUCGACGCCGACGGCAACCUGGUGCAGACCGGCGGCUACUUCGAGGGCGAGAAGGCGGUGAGGCACCUCGGCGCCUGCGACACCUGCGACUGGCGCGAGUACCCCAACAGCUUCGCCGAGGGGAGGUGGUACGCCACGCAGCAGGUGCUCCCCGACGGCAGGUUCAUCGUCUUCGGCGGCCGGCGAGCCUUCAGCUACGAGUUCGUGCCGCAGCCGGGGCAGACCAACGGCCAGGCCGUCCAGUUCCCGCUCCUCCGCGAGACCACCGACGACGUCGAGAACAACCUCUACCCGUUCGUAAACCUCCUCCCCGACGGCAACCUCUUCGUCUUCGCCAACGACCGCUCCGUCAUCUUCGACUACCGGACCGGCAAGGUCGUCCGCGAGCUCCCCAAGCUCGCCGGCGGCGGGCGGAACUACCCUGCCUCGGCGAUGUCGGCGCUCCUCCCGCUCGACCUCCGCAACUUGUCGAGGGGCGCCGACCCGGAGCCGGAGGUCAUCAUCUGCGGCGGCGCGCUCAAGACGGCGUUCAGGCUCGGCGAGAACAACACGUUCCAGCCGACGCUCCGCGACUGCGCCCGCAUCAACCUGGCCAAGAUCGACGCGCAGUGGGCGGUGGAGGCGAUGCCGGUGGGCCGCGUCAUGGGCGACAUGCUCGUCCUCCCCACCGGCGACCUGCUCAUGCUCAGCGGCGCCGCCAAGGGGUGCUCUGGGUGGGGCUUCGCGCGGCAGCCGAUCCUGUCCCCGAUCCUCUACUCCCCGCGGCAGCCGGAGGGGUCGCGGUUCCGGCCGCUGGCGGCGUCGACCGUCGAGCGGAUGUACCACUCCACCAGCGCCGUGCUGCCCGACGCCACGGUGCUCGUGGCCGGCGGCAACACCAACGCGGCGUACAACUUCAGCGGCGUCGACUUCCCCACCGAGGUGCGCGUCGAGCGGUUCUCCCCGCCGUACCUCAGCAGCGAGCUCGCCGGGAACCGGCCGGUGAUCGACAUCGCGUCGGUGCCGGCGAACGGCAUGAAGUACGGCGCCAAGUUCACCUUCAGGUUCCACACGCCGGUGGCGGCCGUGGUGGAGGCCGACGUGAGGGUGACCAUGUACGCGCCGCCCUUCACGACGCACGGCUACUCCAUGAACCAGCGGAUGCUCGUCCUCCCGGUCACCGGGUUCACCGGGCAGGGGCAGAUGUACGACCUCACCGUCGACGCGCCGCGGAAGCCGGAGCUGGCGCCGGCGGGGUACUACCUCGUGUUCGUGGUAGCCAAGGACGUGCCCAGCUCGGCCGCAUGGGUGAAAAUACAGUGAUCUUUGUGUAUGGCACUGGAGUGGGCGCGAUAAAUUGAUCCAUGUACUCUUCUUCAUUCUUGUCCUCUUCUGGUUUUAACUAGGGAUAUACAGAAUCAGAUUGACCAAACUGCCAGCUGAGAUUUAUUAUGCGCUUCAUAAUUCUUAUGCUUGCAUGAAAAAUAAGGCAAAACAUGAGCGAAUUAGGUGUAGCAAAUCUGCAAUAACCAAGGCUCAUAACAACAGACAGUGUUUUUUUAUUAUUUUUAAAAAAGACAAGGUUUACUUGUAUAAUAGUUCAAGAAUGGUAAAAGAAUUCAUGAGUUAAUAGGCUUCAGGACUGUUAAACUUGUUAGC
This is a messenger RNA of Oryza brachyantha (malo sina), 2292 nucleotides long. RefSeq names its product aldehyde oxidase GLOX-like. The transcript has a single exon. The record is from RefSeq and is a predicted model, not a curated record. Bases 91 to 1956 code for a protein of 621 amino acids. Lineage: Eukaryota; Viridiplantae; Streptophyta; Magnoliopsida; Poales; Poaceae.